This is a messenger RNA of Lynx canadensis (Canada lynx), 1686 nucleotides long. It is a transcript of the gene MTRFR, whose product is annotated as chromosome D3 C12orf65 homolog. The transcript is spliced from 3 exons. The record is from RefSeq and is a predicted model, not a curated record. The coding region runs from base 836 to 1339 and encodes 167 amino acids. Gene Ontology annotation, cellular component: mitochondrion. Gene Ontology annotation, biological process: translational termination. Gene Ontology annotation, molecular function: translation release factor activity. NCBI's taxonomy places the organism in Eukaryota, Metazoa, Chordata, Mammalia, Carnivora, Felidae.
GAGUGCGCUUUCGAUGCACCUUCUGCAGUGGUUCCUGUUACCCCAGAAAGUGGCGGGUGGGAGACCACGUCCGCAGCCAGCAUCUUCUGACUAGACUCCAAGCUCCAUGAAGACAGAGGCUCGCUCUUUUCCGCCUCGCACCACUCACUACACCCCGUGUGGCAUUUUGAACCUAACAGGCACCUUACUAAAAAUCCGCUGAUUUGAUGGUUCCAGUAAGGAGCGCCACUUGGAUCACGUUAUUGGCAGUGCGUCUGAGGGAACAGAUGUUCCUAUUCAAAUCCAUGAAACUGGAAACAUUAAAAAACAACAAUCAUGACAUUGAUUGAUAGUGAUAUUUACCGUGUCAGACUGUGUAAGCUCAGCUAUAAAAUAGACUCGCAUACUGUCGUUCUUUACAUUUUCAUUUCAAAGAUUCUCAAACGUUGAAAUAACGCCGCUUGACUCAGAUCCUAAUUCCUGCUUGAUGCCCUGUAUAAUAUUUCCUUAGCGAAUUACGGCCCUCUUCUGCUGUGUGUCACACACUCAAAACCUCUCCUCCCUGAGAAAACGGCACCUCCGGGUGCUUCGAAGAUAUUUUCAGUCCAUCAUAAGAAAACAUGUAUCCGCUGGCAGGGAGCGUGCUGCUAAGACCACGGGAGGUCAACGCAAGGCUCGACGCUCUGUCUUUGCCAGUUUCCUAAAUACCUUGGUGACGGGUGGGGGGCCGUCGUCUGAACUGGUUUCUAAAAGGUCGUCCUAGAUCCCGAAGUGUCCUCUUGGGAGCAAACGCGUCUUCCUGAAAGGCUGUCUUUCUUCCUCCAACUCAGGUCCUCAACAAGCAGAGCUCCUCUCCAUGAGUACCUCGGGUUUCUUUCGUUGGCCCGCACCGCUGGCCAGAAUGUGCACGGCGCCGUGGGGACUCGGGCUUCGGGGGAAGCCAGCGCCGUUAGCCCCGGGAGCGGCAGUCACCGCGGUCCAGAUGGCAGGCAGGAGGGACCGCCCCGCUCUGCUGCCUCCCCUGGAUGAGCGUGACCUUGAAGAGCAGUUCGUGAAAGGGCACGGUCCGGGGGGCCAGGCAACCAACAAAACCAGCAACUGUGUGGUGCUGAAGCACCUCCCCUCGGGCAUCGUCGUCAAGUGCCAUCAGACAAGAUCAGUCGAUCAGAACAGAAAGCUAGCCCGGAUAAUCCUACAAGAGAAAGUGGAUAUUUUCUACAACGGCGAAAACAGUCUUGUCUACAAAGAAAAACGGGAGGCAGAGAAGAAAAAGCAAGAGAGGAAAAAAAGAGCAAAGGAAACUCUAGAAAAAAAGAAACUCCUGAAAGAACUGUGGGAAUCAAGUAAAAACGUCCACUGAAAAAGAAUUAGAAAUGCUUUUUUGUUUGUUUGUUUUGUUUUCAAGUAAUCUCUACACCCAACGUGGGGCUUGAACUCGACCCUGAGAUCAAGAGUCGCACGCUCCACUGACUGAGCCGGCCAGGCACCCCUGAAAGAACAGCAGAUUCUGACUAAAGAACCUGCCAGAUGCUUCCAGGGAGUAAUGGUGGGGAGUUCUAUUCCACCUCUAGCAUUACUAUAGUGUUUCUGUAUUUUUAACCGACUUCAAAUUUUAAAUCAAAAAUUUUUUAAUGGCGGACUAAACUGGUGGAUAGAGAUACACUUUUUUUUUAAGUUUUAUUAUUUUGAGAGAGAGAGCAGGGGAGG